This is a messenger RNA of Mollisia scopiformis, 1629 nucleotides long. RefSeq lists its product as uncharacterized. The record is from RefSeq and is a predicted model, not a curated record. NCBI's taxonomy places the organism in Eukaryota, Fungi, Ascomycota, Leotiomycetes, Helotiales, Mollisiaceae. The transcript is spliced from 3 exons. The coding region runs from base 1 to 1629 and encodes 542 amino acids.
AUGGACUGUAAAGUUUCCGUCCGAAGGUAUGUCCUAAUUAAACAACCGUCAAGAUGGCACCGGAGGGGCGACCGAGUUGUGGUCCAGUCGCCUAUGCUUGAAUUGUCCAACAAUGUCUCAGAAGUUUUGGUUAAACGCUUCAAUGGACUAGAGCAGAACGAGGUUUGCCUCAUCCCGAAGACAGACAUCGAGAAAGAUUCAACAGACAUCUAUGAAAAGUCGCAAGUCAGUAGAGCAACUUUCUCCGUCAACGCUCACGGUGUUGCCCUGUUCCAAAGCACUUCUCACGACGACUUCCAGUACAAAGUUGGACACAGAUUCUGGAUCGCUAUAGAUGCCACCUACCGUUGCGAAGACACCGUACCUGUCAUCAAUCUACAUACGUACCAAAGCGGAGUCGUCCGGAUAGAUCAGGUAUGCUGGUAUCCCAAGAUUCGCGGGCCUGAUGGGGAAUUGUGGACGCUGGGAGGAGUCGCCCGACACCUACGGCUCGGAGGUCGUACUAAACUCUCUACUUGGUCUUUGGUGAUUUGCCAGCACUUGGAUGGCUCACAAUCAAUGAUUAAGAAUGUUGUGAUUCCCACGAAAGAUGUUGCAAUGGCGGACCGGUCGUUACUUACGCUACAAGAGUCGCAGGCCCUGUUUGAGCGACGAUAUCGUUGUAUGCUUGAUGGCUUUGAAAAUAUCGAUACAGGUGGCUCUGGCAUGCCGCCAAGUCCGCCAGCCUCUCCAGAUGUCCAGCAUGCUCAGAAAGCACUCGAAGAGACACUAAAGAUAGCUUCAAGCCCGACGUCUGUUUCGACAUCGAUUAAUCUGCCUGUAUGGCAAAGAAUUCUCGCCUACGCCAUUCAAGGGCAAAAGAGGACAAGAGCACCUUAUGUUCUGAGAAACAGUACAAUCCAUACACAUAGACCUCAACAUCAGAUUGACAGAACCUCAGCAAUUCCAGUGGACGUCGUUGAUAGCGUAGACGACGAUUCGAGUGAGGAUUUGAUAUCGCUCUCCGACACAAGAAGCUUCACGCCUUCGCUAGCUGCUGUCGAAGACGAGCAGUUGUCCAGCAAAGACGCUGAGAUAUUUGAUGUUGAUGCGACGAUGAUGAAUGCCACACCUGAUAUCAGCAAGUGGCAUAAGGACAACCUGUCUCGACACAAUCAUUUACUAGACAACCUCUGCGACGCAAAGGUUCCGAAUUGCCCAUACAUCACGAUAUCUACAUCAAAACACUUCCACCCGCCUCCGGAGAAGUGCCGAACUCGUGUACCGACUGUUAUGUGGGAUUACAGCUUCCCAGACUCAGAUCCCGAACCCCGACCUCCUACUCACGAACAUUGUGUCACAAGGCUAGGACCUUAUCCCGCUACGGGAGGCGACUGUCUUCUAGCCAACUCGCUCAAGACUCCAUCUCACACAUGCUGCGUAUGGCACUCCAGGGAUCUCGUGGGUAUAUCUAUUGCUCCAGACCAUGGAUUUAACAAUGUCAAACUUGAUGAAGCAAGAAGGAAGAGACUCAAGAUCUAUGACACCAGUUCGAGAGUCAAGCUCCAGAUUACGGCUGGAUUCGAUGUCGAAGAUGAUGAAGGAGAAUAUUUGACCGAGGAAGCCAAAGCCAUAGAGGAUCAAACGUGA